Molecule: messenger RNA, 2684 nt
Organism: Triplophysa dalaica
Lineage: Eukaryota; Metazoa; Chordata; Actinopteri; Cypriniformes; Nemacheilidae
Gene: mysm1
Product: Myb-like, SWIRM and MPN domains 1
Exons: 20
Coding region: 2-2500 (832 amino acids)
Biological process (GO): double-strand break repair
Cellular component (GO): BRCA1-A complex; BRISC complex
Molecular function (GO): polyubiquitin modification-dependent protein binding; metallopeptidase activity
Source: RefSeq, a predicted model, not a curated record
UAUGGCUGACGAGCUGGAUGUUGUGGACAUUGAGGGUGAUGAACGCGAUGAAAAUGUGGGUGACCUGAGCAGUGCUGAGAUACUUCAGGACCAAUACUUACAGUCUGCAUGGAAAAAAACCAGCAGUAUUCGGCCAUGGACGCUGGACAGCUCUAUCAGUGAUGAAAACAGGCAGGCCAUUGAAAGCAUGCUGCUCGAAGAACAAUAUUAUUUUGCCAGUAAAAAAGCACCAAAGGUGGCAUGGAGCAAUGAGAAGACUAAAGUCAAAAAGUCAUUGGUGAAGACCUCUGUAGCUUCAACACGUUGGGCUGAAGAGGAGAAGGAUCUCUUUGAAAAGGGACUUGCUGAAUUUGGACGCAGAUGGACCAAAAUUGCCAAACUGAUCGGUACUAGGACGGUUCUACAGGUGAAGAGCUAUGCAAAGCAUUACUUCAAAAAUAGGACGAGAACAGAAACACCUGCUGAAGUAUCUACAACCGAAGCAGCUCCAAGCCCUGAUUUCCCAUCUACAACUAUAGUCCCUUCAGUCCAGCCUGAUAUCUCCGCACUGACCAAUGCUGUGCGCAUCGAGCGGCUCUCGGAUGACGAGGAUGUUGACAUCACUGACGACUCCAGCAAUGAUGGGUUCCAGGUGGAAAACCAGUCGGACUGUGACGACAAAGAAGAAAUCUGUCCAAUGUCACCCCAAACAGAUGAUCUUUUAAACUCUCUGACACAAUCACAAACCUCAGCUUCAGAAGGAUUUACCGAUCCAGACACAAAUGAAAUCGCUGGCCUCUCUCAGAAUAGGAUUGAUCUAGAACCAGAUGAGGAAAGUGUAAACAACUUAUCAAUGUCAUGCAGUCCAGGCAAAGACAGCCUUCUUGAGGAAGAGAGUAGUGAUGGAUUAGAUAAGAUGGAGUCAGUUGAAUGUCCAGAGGAGGAAGUGGAGGAAGACCAGGAAGAUGAGGAGGAGCUCAGACCUCCGGAACAGGAGGUCACAUUGGACUUAAACACAGUCACAGAGGAGGAGAAGCAGGCCAUCUCUGAAUUUUUUGAGGGUCGUCCAUCCAAAACCCCAGAGAGAUAUCUUAAAAUCCGAAAUUACAUCCUCGACCAGUGGGGGAAAAGUAAACCUAAGUACCUGAACAAGACAUCGGUUCGUCCAGGUUUGAAGAAUUGCGGGGAUGUAAACUGCAUUGGUCGAAUACACACCUACCUUGAACUCAUUGGAGCGAUCAACUUCAACUGCGAUCAGGCAAUCUAUAACCGCCCGCGAUUGGUCGACCGCUCUCGACUAAAGGAAAGCAAAGACAGCCUGGAGGCUUAUCAUCUUGCACAGAGACUCCAGUCUAUGCGUACAAGGAAGCGCAGAACUCGGGACAUGUGGGGAAAUUGGUGCGACUCUAAAGAUCUGGAGGGCCAGACGUUUGAACAUCUAAGUGCAGAGGAACUGGCUCUCAGGAGGGAGGAGAUGAGGAAAAAAGGACCAAAACCAUCUAAACUCUCCAAACAAAGAGGCUCAUUCGAUCCGUUCCAGCUAAUUCCAUGCAAGUCUUUUGGAGAGGACAGACAGGAACCCUACAGAGUGCUUGUUUGUGCUGAAGCUCUUGUGGUCAUGGAUUUACAUGCUCAUGUAUCUAUGGGAGAGGUGAUUGGCCUUUUAGGAGGAACGUAUAAAGAGGACGAAAAGGUUUUAAAGAUCUGUGCAGCUGAACCUUGUAACAGUUUGAGCACAGGUAUGCAGUGUGAGAUGGAUCCCGUCUCUCAAACUCAAGCCUCCGAACUGCUUGCAGACAAAGGUCACAAUGUCGUGGGCUGGUACCAUUCUCAUCCGGCCUUUGACCCAAAUCCCUCCCUCAGAGAUAUUGACACUCAGGCCAAAUACCAGAGUUAUUUCUCUCGAGGUGGUGCUCCAUUUAUCGGGAUGAUUGUCAGCCCAUAUAACCCCAGUAACUCCUCCCCUUUCUCUCAGACCACCUGUCUGGUGGUACAGGAGGAGGUUGGACCCUCUGGACCUGAGAAACUUCCAUACCGGUUUAACAUGCAGUAUUUGUCUGAGCUUCCUGAUUGGUCAGAAGUGAUGAGAAGAACAGAAUGGGUGGUGUUCAAGUAUAGACAGUGUCAUGGGAGUGUACCAAUGGACAGGCUUUUUCGUAGAGAUUCUUCUCUCACUUGCCUGGAAAAGAUGCUUGCAUCAGCCCGUAACAUUUUGGAGCAGGUAUCAGAUGCUGAAGUAGAGACUUGGCUCGUUCAAUUCCAAACCUUGUUUCAGACACAUUUUCUUCCUGAUACUGGCUCUUCCACCUCUCAGCCUCAUGAACCAAUAUCACAGCACCAUUUACUGUCAUUCUACUCCGAGCCAAUCAACAACAUCCUCAUCACAGAUGAAGAACAGCAAACAGUUGAUUCUGACUGCCAAGAUAAAGUGUUCACGAUAGGAACUGAUAACCAUAUCAUAAACUGUAAGAAAGAAGAGAAUGCAGAUUUUACAGAGACUAUCAGUUCAGAAACUGUGUGAAAUAAUCCAUAGAAUUUUACAAUGGAUUUACCGUAUAGAAUUGGCUCUUGCAGAAGUAAAAAAAUAUAAACACACUGUUCAAAACUGAUAUUUAGAAACUUGCGUGAUACAUUACAAAUGACAUAAUGUAACUUUUUACUUUCAUUAAUAUAAUCUUUCCAUUAAAAUGUUAGUUUUCAUGAAA